Molecule: messenger RNA, 2702 nt
Organism: Heteronotia binoei (common prickly gecko)
Lineage: Eukaryota; Metazoa; Chordata; Lepidosauria; Squamata; Gekkonidae
Gene: SUSD1
Product: sushi domain containing 1
Exons: 17
Coding region: 41-2416 (791 amino acids)
Molecular function (GO): protein binding; calcium ion binding
Source: RefSeq, a predicted model, not a curated record
CAGCCUCAAACCUCAAGCUCGUAGCAGCGCGGGAACCGCCAUGAGCCUGCUGUCUCGCCGACGGCGCUCUCCUUUUCUGUUUUUAGUUUUGCUGCUGCUCUUGCUGGCGUCCCCUUUACUCUCCCAGGCGCCAGAGGAAGAUAAGAAGUGGGGUGCCACUGGUGAUUUCCUUCCCAGUGUGUGUCAGUCUUGCCAUGCUGAUGCAACAUGUCAGCAACAAGAUGGCAAACCUGCCUGUAUCUGCAAUUAUGGAUUUGUGGGUAAUGGAAGGACUCAUUGUCAAGAUAAAGAUGAAUGCCAGAUUGGGACCAGUGAGAUAUGUGGAGAGCAUGCAUCAUGUCAUAAUACACAUGGAAGUUUUUAUUGUGUUUGUCUUGAAGGCUACAAAGCAUCUAAUAACAACAGUGCAUUUAUCCCUAAUGAUGGCACACACUGUAUAGACAGCGAUGAAUGUGAAGCCUCGGACUUCUGUGGUCUUGGAGGACUGUGUGUGAACACUCUGGGAAGCUAUAAGUGCAGAUGUGCUGAAGGAUAUAGGACAAAAAAUGGAGCUGAAACAUUCCAUCCACUUACAGAUAGAACCUCAUGCGAAGUUGUGGAUUGUAGUCAUCCUCCUCCUCUUCUAAAUGCAUAUUUGACCCUUGUCAAUGGAACAACUUAUGGAAGCAAAGUCAAAUAUAUUUGUCUACCAGGGUAUGACAUUGAAAGGGGAAAUCAGACUUUAGUUUGUAAUUCCAGAGGCUACUGGGAAGGAGUCAACCUAGUGUGCAAAGAAAUAGACUGUGGAAAACCACUGCCGCUUCCAAAUACAGAUAUUGUCUGGGAUAACACCACAGCUUUGGGCAGCAUAGUAUAUUAUAAAUGCAAGAAAGGAUUUCAUUCAGUUGGAGAACGUAAUUUUUCACAAUGUACAAAAACUAAAAAGUGGGAGAACAUUACUUUUGAAUGCAAAGCUGUUGAGAGUUGGCCUUAUGAAGGAUUAAAAGAGCCAAGAGUGGUUGAAAUGACAAAAUGGCAACCCACUUAUUCUAAGGUGGAUUGUGGACACCCUGCUUUGCUACCCAACUCUGAAAUGAAGUGGGACAUGACCUCUCAGCUGGGCAGUGUUGUGGAAUACAAGUGCAACAGAGGUUUCUAUGCCACAAGCCCCCAAACCCUUUCUCACUGUACCAGUAAUGGAUCAUGGGAAAUCCUGGAUCUAAGAUGCAAAAAAAUACGGCCAUUUAUUGAUUUUGCCGUGAACAAUUCUUGUUUGACAUGGAGGAGGCCCCCUGAAAGUGGGGGUGUAAACGAAACUUACCGAGUUACUAUGAGGGUGCUAGGGAAUGAAUUUAAGAAAACUGCCAAUGAAUUGAAGAUUAACCUAACCACAGCUGAGGAGGCUGUAAAGAUAUGCUUGCCAUUUCAUCCAAACACAAACUACAGUAUAAAAAUUGAAGUGGAAUCCAGCAAUUUGGUUUCAAGGUUCUCAUUACUAAAUCCAGUAGCUGAAAAAGAAGUUGUAUUUGGCAACAUCUCCGUAUUUAAUACUAACUGUAUUAAAUGGCAGAGGAAAUCAAGAAGAACAUUAUAUGAGCAAAUCUAUGUGAUUCACGUAUGGGGUCUACGCUGGUAUCAGAAGGAAUUCCUACAUUCUAUGAAACUUGAUUUUGUUGAGAGUUCGCGGAGUCCAACAGUGUGCCUUAAUUUACUCCCAGGCAGCAAUUAUACUGUUAAUAUUUCUACAGCAAAUUUCGAACAUAGUGUCACAGUCUACACAACGACCCCAAUCACUUAUCCACGGUGCCCAGAAGUGGAAUUUAUAUCAGCAGAAGGUUCUUCUCCGGUAUUCAACCUGAUGAAGGCAGAAGAAAGUAAUGGACCUAUAAGUUCUUACCAAGUGAUUGUCGUUCCCUGGAGCUCACAAUGCAAUGUUCCCUGGGGCCCACGAUGCAACGUGAAGUGUUAUUCCUUGACUACUCAAACUUACUUCAGCAAUGGCACGGACUCUGAUGGGUACGUGGCAGCUGAAUUCCCAGCAAACGUCCUAAUUAACAACGGGUCUGUCUUUGCUCUUGGAGAUAGACUUUAUUAUGGAAAAUUUUACAAUGCUCCCUUGAAACAAGAAAAAGAUUAUUGUGUUAUACUGAGGAUCAUCAGUGAAUGGGACAAGGUGAGAACACAGUCCUGCAUAGCCUGGGCCGAAAUUAAAGAUGUAUCAUCCAAGCCACAGCAUGUGACUGCUGUUAUGUUGGGGUCAGUUGCUGCUCUUUGCUCCAUCCUGUUACUAUCAUUCUUCGCAGCACGCACAGCAGUACAAACAUCACAGGCUGCUCUAGCUAAAAGGAUGUUGUCCAAUGAGGUUCGACUUUUAUCUACCACCAAGCAGACUAUUAUGUUACCUUCUCCAGUGACUCAGACUUUCUCCCGUGUCUGAUGUGUACAUCUACCAAUCACUUGGACAACAAUGAAAGAAGACAUGAGAGGGCCUGGAACUGUCCAGCCGUCCAAGUUCACCCAGGAAUAUAGAACAAACAAAUCCAUCCACAGAAUGUCAACCACUGCCUUUGUAGCUGGGAGCAAAAUGAUAUGUUUUUAUUUCCUCAUUUCUUUCUCUUUUGUUCCGAAACUGUCCGCAGUGAAAUGUGUGGACACCUAGUGUUAACAUCUCAGAGACUGUUACAGCUAAUACAGUAUUCGUUUGAGUGGCUUCUUCCCAUCAA